AUGUCUGGAUACUUCAACCAUCUUUCUUCGAAUGCACAUUUCGCAAAUAUUCAAGCCGAUCAGGGCUUCAUAGGUGAUGCUACUGGCACAAGCAGCGAUCAUGGCAGUAGUGGCAUGGUUGAUUUUGCCCUACAACUCGGAGAACUGAGCCUAGAAGAGAAAAUACUUAAAGAGUUCACCUUAUUCCAGAGCAAGAACAUGGACUUAUUGCAAGAGACGGCGACGGCGUGUCCGAGUACUAAUCCUUCCUUGAGACAGAGCCGAAUUCAAGGCUGGUGA
Saccharomyces cerevisiae S288C is the source of this 279-nucleotide messenger RNA. RefSeq lists its product as uncharacterized. The transcript has a single exon. The coding region runs from base 1 to 279 and encodes 92 amino acids. Lineage: Eukaryota; Fungi; Ascomycota; Saccharomycetes; Saccharomycetales; Saccharomycetaceae. The record is from RefSeq and is marked reviewed.